UUGACAGGCGUCAAUUUUUUUUUUCUCUCUAACCUAUACACCCAUGUCUUGUCCUAGUAAUAAACAUCAGACAAAUUCGGUUCUAGGAAAGAUUUGAAAAAGUCAAACAUGAAGUAGUGUAUCUAUUUGCAAAAUGUUUCAAAAGUAGAACUUUGAAUCACGGAUCAAUGAUCGAGGUUAGAACUAUGCGUGAUCGAUAUUUACUUGUACGAAGAUAGAAGGAAUUUUGUAUUAAACUAUAAUCGGGAAGAUGGGUCCUCCGCCGGUGGUAACGGGAAUAUCACCUAAGGAAGGACCACCAGGAACCCGCGUAAUUGUUCGCGGAGAAUUCCUGGGAAACAAAGUCCAGGAUCUCGUAGGUCUAACAAUAUGCGGGUGCGAUUGUCUCCUGUCCGCGGAAUGGAAAUCGAAUAAUAAAAUUAUUGCCAGAUCAGGACCUUGUAAAGGUCGUGGUGACAUCAUAGUAACCACACGUAGUGGAGGACAAGGAACUUCUACUGUACAAUUCCGUGGUUAUCAUGAAACUAUAGGUCCCAUGAAAGAGUCAGCAGUAUGGGUGGAAGAAGCUCCAAUGCAAAGUUUUGUAUGGGGAAGAAGAACAUUAUCACCAACAAAUUAUCAACAGGAAGAUCCUCUCGGUCUGAGCGUAGAAGGCAAUGACAAAAAAUUUCCUGAAGAUGAGCUAAUAGAACUAUUUGGAGAAGGUAGUGGAGAUCUUACCAGUGAAAAGUUUCAUCCUGGUUGGUUUUUAUUACAGCAUCAUCAUGCCACCACAUUUGAGGACUUAAAAGCUGGAUUGGCAUAUCUUAAAAGAAAAGUGAAUUCUCAGAAGGAGGGUCAGUUAUCAUUUUUGAAGGCCAAUGUAGGGUCGGUAAUGGAGCAACUAGAUACAAUAAUGUUAUUAAAAGAACAAUUUGAAACUGAUAUUAAAAAUUAUGGUACAGACCCUACUGUGAAAUUAGAAAAAGCUAUUCAGCAGUCCAUGUCAGAGGCUAAUAAAUUAUUUGACGAUGUAUUAGCAAGAAGAGACAGAGCCGAUGCGACAAGAAACGCUCUAGCCGUAACACAGCGAUACAAGUUCCUCUUUUGUAUGCCAAUUAAUAUAGAAAAGAACAUAAAACGAGGCAAUUACGAUCUCGUAAUCAAUGAUUACGCCAGAGUAAAGAAUUUAUUCAAAAACACAGAGAUCGAAGUAUUUAAACAAUUGUUACAAGAAAUCGACGAUAGAGUUGAAAUGCUUAAAGUAUUUUUGAGAAAGAAGCUAGAAGAAAUGCCAUUCAGUUUGGAGGAACAUAAAAAGAUUAUUAGAAAUCUUGUUAAUUUAGAAGCUGAAGGAGAUCCAGCUUGGGAUGCAAUAGUAUCACACGCGAAUUAUUUGAAGAAAAGUAUCACCGGUUGCGCGCAAGAACAUUUGGAAAUAGAUUAUUCGAGUGGUGAUGAUUUGAACAAAGCAAAAUUAAUGCAGAUCAAUAAGCAAUUGAAAUCGAACAAAAACGAUGGAUCUGCUGUUCCGCCGCAAAUAUCGUGUAUCGAAGCAAUUUGCGACGUUGUCGUCGAACAGCUGCCAGAUUUGUGGAGAUUAGGUCAAAGUUAUUUCACAGGACAGUUGCACGUUGCCGUGGACGCAGAGAAACAAACGCCCUUCAAAAAUUUAGUGCUGUCGAGCAUGCAGUAUGCCAUGGAAGCCAUGAGGAACACGUGUAGCAAUGAUUUAGACGCAGUAUGGCUUUUGCAUAUCUUGCGUAGAAUCAGACAGAUGUAUGCUUCAUUGAUCCAUUUGGAUUUGCCAAGCGACGCACUAGACAUUUUCGGAAAACUUAUACUGGAUCUGAGAUUGCAGUGCUUCGCUGCUCUAUUUAAACAAACGGCGGAGAACAUAGCAGCUUUGUACAAGAAAGAAACUUGGCAGAUUGAGUACUUGAACGAAGACGGUGGUGUUACAAGAGUGCCAUAUCUGUUCGAGGAAAUGACCACGGAAGUUUCAACGCGAGCACGAGACACGGUAGUUGCCUGCGGUCCUCGAGAAGGAGCAUUAUUCGCUAACCCUGUCCAUCAACAGCUAUACUAUAACUCUAUUAAAACGUUGUUUACGUCGUUCGCGCGAUGUUUACAACAACUGGCAUUUAGUGGUUGCGAGGAAGCUCUAGAGGAUGACGAACAGUCGGUAUCUCAACUAGUCGGUUCCCCUUCAGGCUAUACGAACAAGGGCAAUAAACAUCAAGGCCCGACAUGGGAACAAUGCCUCUUGAUUUCAUUAAGUAAUAUUCGUUAUACACUGAACACCAUCCUACCAAAAAUCGGAGCCUCGGCAAAGGACCUGGAUUACCCGAGUUUAUCGAAUGCGGUCGGAUGGAAUUCCGAUUGGACGCAACUGGAAACAUUAGACACUGCCGUGUUGGACGCGUACUUGGAACGUCGUUGCGACCCAUUGGUCGGUACGAUUGAACCAAGCAUGUACCUCGGUGGUUUGGAAUGGGAUUUUGAAACUGAACCGACUCACGUGAGACCGUACGCACAGGAAAUACUGGCGAAUUUAAUUGCAGUUCAUGCAGAAGUGCGUCGCGUUGCACCAGCUCUGUUGCAACGGGUACUGUCCCAUAUUGUAGAAACAGUAGCAGAGGAGCUUGCCAGACUUAUGUCCUGUGUCACGCAAUUUCGACCUGCGGGGAUUGUACAAGCACGAACUGACAUCAUACUUCUACGAAAUGCCUUGCAAUCUUAUAGUACAACUAGAGCCAAAAAUUUCUUCGAGGAAGCUUUGGACGCGAUACCCCAACCCGUCAGCAAAGAAGAUCGAAUGCGUAUCGAUAUGCUGCUAUCGAAAGUGGCAACGUCCAUGCAGUUGCAAUUAUCGUGUCUUGCCAGUGAUACAACAAGUAAUACUCCAACAAUGGUGGCUGAUCCUAAUCGCGUUACCACUGUAUAACUGUAGUAGUAACUUAAAGAACUAAGUAAGUAAUUUAUUACGUUGACCGUUGUAUUUUUAUACCGUUACAAUAGCAUUCUCUGUAUUCCAGUCUCCAAAUUCAAUUGCUAUUGUCUUGGGUAAACUUAACAAAUAUCGUCCUGAAAUGUAAAUUUAAAUAAAAGCACACGUGACA
Colletes gigas is the source of this 3101-nucleotide messenger RNA. RefSeq names its product exocyst complex component 2 (gene Sec5). The transcript has 11 exons. Gene Ontology annotation, cellular component: exocyst. Lineage: Eukaryota; Metazoa; Arthropoda; Insecta; Hymenoptera; Colletidae. The record is from RefSeq and is a predicted model, not a curated record. Gene Ontology annotation, biological process: exocytosis; Golgi to plasma membrane transport. Bases 251 to 2926 code for a protein of 891 amino acids.